This is a messenger RNA of Aspergillus welwitschiae, 1163 nucleotides long. Its product is annotated as peptidylprolyl isomerase. The record is from RefSeq and is a predicted model, not a curated record. The transcript is spliced from 7 exons. Bases 134 to 949 code for a protein of 271 amino acids. Gene Ontology annotation, biological process: protein folding; protein peptidyl-prolyl isomerization. Lineage: Eukaryota; Fungi; Ascomycota; Eurotiomycetes; Eurotiales; Aspergillaceae. Gene Ontology annotation, molecular function: peptidyl-prolyl cis-trans isomerase activity. Gene Ontology annotation, cellular component: endoplasmic reticulum; fungal-type vacuole.
CCGGUUAUUGUGCUCUUGGCACCUCCGCAGUAAUGCAAGCUGGCCUCCAUUCGCUGAAUGAUUGCUCCUUGAAUCUCCUGUGCUCUCAAGCAAUCGUUUGAAUUCUCCUACAUUGGAGACAUCCUGAGCAAUCAUGAACUUCAAGAACAUUUUUCUAUCUUUCUUCUUCGUCCUGGCGGUUGGACUUGCUCUUGUCCACGCCGAAGAUGCUCAGCCCCGGGGCCCCAAGAUCACCAGUAAGGUGUUCUUUGAUAUAGAGCAUGGAGACAAGCCUCUGGGCAGAGUCGUGCUUGGCUUGUAUGGCAAGACUGUUCCUAAGACCGCUGAGAACUUCCGCGCUCUCGCUACUGGUGAGAAGGGCUUUGGCUAUGAAGGAUCUACCUUCCACCGUGUCAUUAAGGACUUCAUGAUCCAGGGUGGUGACUUCACUCGUGGCGAUGGUACCGGUGGAAAGUCGAUCUACGGUGAGAAGUUCGCCGACGAAAACUUCAAGCUGAGGCAUACGCGCAAGGGGCUCCUGAGCAUGGCCAACGCCGGCAAGGACACCAACGGCUCCCAGUUCUUCAUCACCACCGUUCCUACACCUUGGCUUGAUGGCCGCCAUGUCGUCUUCGGUGAAGUGCUCGAGGGCUACGAGAUCGUCGCUCAGAUUGAGAACGUGCCCAAGGGCCGUUCUGACAGACCCGUGGAGACUGUCAAGAUCGUCAAGAGUGGAGAGUUGGAGUCUGAGGACAAGGCUGGAGAAAAAGAAACGAGCUCCGAAGAAGAGUCACAACCUUCAGCAAUUGCUGUUAUUCCUUCUCCAACCCCUUUGCCUAUGACAUCUGAUAACGCUCCUUAUAUUUUCCCGAAAUUCGCAGCGCUUGCCAUUGUUGUCGGUCUCCUGGUUGUCCUGGUCCGACGCAGCUUCAAGGGAGAACAAGAGAAGGCUGAAAGAAGUAUUGUUUGAUAGAAAUUGUACUCAUCCAAAUACGUGGAAAAAUUUGCUCAGUAGAAUCCACCCUCGGCUGCAGCCCGUACGCUACGACUUUCCUUGCAGUGCACGGAGUACAUGCCGUUUUCAUGUGCCACAUGACGAGCCGACGCAUAACCCAUGCCUUAAUUAGCCGUGGCAAGCGCGCCAGGACCAGAUGCUGUGAGAUCAUCUUCCAGUGGCAAGUAAU